This is a messenger RNA of Moneuplotes crassus, 1143 nucleotides long. The record is from the annotation of a GenBank genome assembly. NCBI's taxonomy places the organism in Eukaryota, Ciliophora, Spirotrichea, Euplotida, Euplotidae.
UAAAAAUAAAAAUGACACGAAUUCUCGGGAAGUCUAUAAUUUACCAAAAUAGGCUACCUCAAAGAGCAACUAAACACUGUGGGCUAUCAUUGCGGCAUAGGCUUCACCAGAGAAGACACUUAGAACACCAAUUAAGACCUAAUACCAUCCUCUAACCCCUCUAUUCUAUCUCAACGACCACUAUGAACCAUCCACUAUUCAUCAACUAACCCCAACCCUCAAAAUCAAUCCUAAAUAAACUCACAAAAAAGUAACCCAACCGAAUUCUCGCCCAUAUCUCCCUCUAAGACUCUGGGACUUUUAUGCUGGGGUUUAUAGAAGAGUUUGAAAAUAUGUUGUACAGAGUGGUGAGGUAGGAAGAGAAGGGAUGGUAUCUGUGGGCUUUAGUGUUCACUGAUGGGUGGAGAAAUGGAGUUAUUGAGUGUCGGAUGGUUGAGAUUUUGGGAUUGAAGGAUGGGGUGAAGAGAAUGAAGAUUGUGUAGGAAAAAAUUAUGGGAUAAAGUGAGAGAAUUUAGUAAGAAUUUGGGGGUGGAGUCGGUGUUAUCUGAGUUUAAAUCAGCCCAAAUUUCCAAUGGCAGCCACUUCUUAAAAUUUAUUGAAAUGAAAACUAUUGACUAUCCAUAAAUACUGAGAAAAUAUAAAAUUUCUUCAUAAUUUCUGAUGGAAUGUAAUUAACGGCUACUUCUGAGUCACCAAGAAAUCACUCUGAUAUUCUUAAAUAUUUUUAAUGAAUCCGGAGUAAGGAAGCUAUAUGCUAUCGGUAGGUCUUAAUUUACCAUAAUGAAGCCGAAUUCGUGUCUGCUUGAAGUCUAAGACAGCUUUAAAUAAUAAUUCACCUAAAUUUUUACUGCUAUAAGUAUUCCAUUUGCUUGAAAGAAUUUGUAGAAUACUAAUGGGACUCUUUUGUUAUGACUGAUAUUUCGAAUAAAGAGAGUUAACUUUGAUAAUAGCCCUUUAUUUAGAGACAAAAGAAAGCCUUUCGGAGGCCCAUUAUCACUCAAUUGGUAAAAGAUAGUAAUAAAGGCAUAGUUUUUUUGGGUUUAGAACCUUCGAAGAUAAUGGUUUGAAGAAUUUUAUGGAAUAUAUUUCCAACUGAACUUGCUACGGUGAGGAGAGAGAAUUCCUAAUCGAGUUUCAGGAUUG